Messenger RNA from Microplitis mediator, 1561 nucleotides. It is a transcript of the gene mRpS31, whose product is annotated as 28S ribosomal protein S31, mitochondrial. The record is from RefSeq and is a predicted model, not a curated record. The coding region runs from base 284 to 1432 and encodes 382 amino acids. Lineage: Eukaryota; Metazoa; Arthropoda; Insecta; Hymenoptera; Braconidae. Gene Ontology annotation, cellular component: mitochondrial small ribosomal subunit. Gene Ontology annotation, molecular function: structural constituent of ribosome. The transcript has 7 exons.
UACACAAGUGUGGGAUUUCAUUUUAAAAUAAAACAUUACCAAAUAAUUUCAAGUUAUCGCGUGUUAUUAAACACUAAUUUUUAAGUACAUAAAUCAUAAUAAUAAUUUAAUUAAUUAAGAUAAAAUUCACGUUAAUAAAAUAAAGUUUAGAUAAAAUAUAAAAAUAAACAUGAUAAAUAUAAAUGUCAUUUAAAUUUACCGGUUUCAUAAUAAAAAUUAUCACUUUGUUUUAUUGUUAUUUAUUAUUAUAAAAAAAAAAUACAUUUUUUAAUUAAUUAACAUCAUGAAUAAUUUAUUGACCACGCGAUUUAUUUACUGGCAUGCAGUUUGUCGGCACAAAAUUAACAAACAGCAAUUAUUUAUUGCUAACAGAUUAAUGAGCGCGAAAGAUUCAAGUUCUUCAGAUUCAUCAGAUUCAGAUACAAUUCAAAAUGAAAGAAUUAAAAAAAUAAUGAAUAAAAAACCUGUUGAAAGAAAGGAAGAAGAUAAACAACAAACUCUUGAUUUAUUGAAUAGUUUGUUGACUAAAAUGACUGAGGAACCAGCAAAAACAAAAACUAUUCGAGCGAUUCCGAAAAGAGAACCACGACCUAAGCCACGAAAGGAACCAGAAUUAGAAGAAAAGAUUAUAGACGCAGCUAAAGAGGCUGCGGCGGUUCUAGGAGGUGACAAAGCAAAAACUGAAGCUGAAUUACUUGAUAAAAUAUUUUCAGCUGGUAAACCGACAGUGGCAACACAAGAACCGGAUGCCCCAAAACCAACCAAACCAUCAGAUAUGUCUCUAGAAGAAUUAUUUGCUGGGAUGAAAAUAGAGCGAAAGCCACUCGCAUCCAGUUCAACAGGAUAUGAAUUAUUUUCAAGAUCAUCGCGAGUUCAACAAUUAUUGAGGAAACAGAAACCUACGGGAGAGUUUACUGCAAUGAGUCGAAGCCGACGUCCAGACCAGCCUGUGAACUUGUACGGAGGCACUCGCUUAAGUCUUUUUGAUCGUGUAACAAAAACUGCACCUGAGGAUUCUCAAAUGUUGAACAGAUGGAAAUCUUUAGAGAAAAAAGAAUUAAAAUUGAUGCUGGUUCAUCCACCAGAAAAUGUAUUUGAAGAAAUGAUUCAGUGGACAGAGAAAGGAAUCCUGUGGAAAUUUCCCAUCAACAAUGAAAUAGAAAUGGAAGAAGAAGAAAGCGUUCAUUUUUCGGAGCACGUAUUUCUGGAACGUUACUUAAAAGGCUGGUGUCCAAAAAAGGGACCGAUUCGUCAUUUCAUGGACUUGGUUUGUAUCGGUCUUUCGAAAAAUCCCUAUAUGACCGUUCAAGAAAAGAAGAAUCAUAUCUUGUGGUACAAAGAAUACUUUGGCGAGAAACAAGAGCUAUUGAAAGAAAUUGGAGCUAUUGAUAAUGAAAUUAUUCCCGAUAAAACAAAUCAAAUUCAACCAUAAUAAGUUUUAUGUAAAUAUUAAAUACUUCAUUAUUUGAAAUUUGAAUUAAUAAUAAGAUUUAUCACUGAGAUACUUGUAAUUUAUAAACGUUGAGUAAAAAAAAAAAUGAAACCGUUUUCAUUUAAAUUU